Molecule: messenger RNA, 1949 nt
Organism: Scleropages formosus (Asian bonytongue)
Lineage: Eukaryota; Metazoa; Chordata; Actinopteri; Osteoglossiformes; Osteoglossidae
Gene: eif4a1a
Product: eukaryotic translation initiation factor 4A1A
Exons: 11
Coding region: 30-1250 (406 amino acids)
Molecular function (GO): RNA helicase activity; nucleic acid binding; ATP binding
Source: RefSeq, a predicted model, not a curated record
UUUUCCAGAUCGGCUCUCUCUUUGUGAUAAUGUCGGCCGAAUAUGAGGAUCGAUCCAGAGACAAUGGCCCCGAGGGCAUGGAACCGGACGGUGUCAUUGAGAGCAACUGGAAUGAGAUUGUGGACAGCUUUGAUGACAUGAACCUCCGCGAGGCCCUGCUGCGGGGGAUCUAUGCGUAUGGGUUCGAGAAGCCCUCUGCCAUUCAGCAGCGAGCCAUCCUCCCUUGUAUCAAGGGUUACGAUGUCAUUGCACAGGCCCAGUCGGGCACGGGGAAAACCGCCACCUUCGCCAUCUCGAUCCUGCAGCAGAUCGACACAGAACUCAGGGGCACCCAGGCCCUGGUCCUGGCCCCUACCAGAGAGCUGGCGCAGCAGAUCCAGAAGGUGAUACUGGCUCUUGGUGACUACAUGGGUGCCACCUGCCACGCCUGCAUUGGGGGCACCAACGUGCGGAACGAGGUGCAGAAGCUGCAGGCCGAGGCCCCCCACAUUGUAGUGGGAACCCCGGGCCGAGUCUUCGACAUGCUCAGCCGCAAGUUCCUCUCUGCCCGGUACAUCAAGAUGUUUGUGCUGGAUGAGGCCGACGAGAUGUUGAGUCGAGGGUUCAAGGACCAGAUCUACGAGAUCUUCCAGAAGCUGGGCUCUGAGACACAGGUGGUUCUCCUGUCUGCCACAAUGCCUCAGGAUGUGCUUGAGGUUACCAAGAAAUUCAUGCGUGAGCCUAUUCGCAUCCUGGUCAAGAAGGAGGAGCUGACCCUCGAGGGUAUCCGGCAGUUCUACAUCAACGUGGAGAAGGAGGAGUGGAAACUGGACACCCUGUGUGACCUGUACGAGACCCUGACCAUCACUCAAGCCGUCAUUUUCAUCAACACACGCCGGAAGGUAGACUGGCUCACAGAGAAGAUGCACGCCAGGGAUUUCACGGUUUCCGCCCUGCAUGGAGACAUGGACCAGAAGGAGAGGGACCUCAUCAUGAGGGAGUUCCGCUCCGGCUCCAGUAGAGUCCUCAUCACCACUGACCUUCUCGCCAGAGGUAUUGAUGUGCAGCAGGUGUCGCUGGUCAUCAACUACGACCUGCCCACCAAUCGGGAAAACUACAUACACAGGAUUGGCCGAGGGGGUCGUUUCGGCAGGAAAGGUGUGGCCAUCAACAUGGUCACGGAAGAUGACAAGCGCACGCUGCGGGACAUCGAGACCUUCUACAACACCACCAUUGAGGAGAUGCCCAUGAACGUAGCUGACCUGAUCUAGAGCUGGAGAGCGAACGCCUGUUGACACCCUGAAUUCCCAUGAAAUAAUGUUCAUACAGGUGAAGAGCACCUGGACCUGCCCCAUGUUCCCAUUCCAUCUCAGCUGCUUGUAGCAGCCCUCCCCUCGAACCCAGCAGAGCCCCACUUUGGUGACUCCCACUUGGCAUCUACACUGUAAUGGAUGGAUGGAAUUACCAGCUGAAUGCUGAGAGGGAAGGUCACUUGAUAUUUUGUGUUUAUAUAUAUAUAAAUAUAAAUACAUUCCCCUGUAUUCUUAUGAUGAGACCAUAGCCCUUUUAUCUCACAUUACACUUUACCCUGGUAGCAUGUUAGUAUUUUAGUGGCCAAGACGCAAAUUACGUCACUGUGAGAAGGGGUGUUCUUAUCAAUUUGAGUGUUCAAAUGACAUCUUGUUUCAUAGUUUAGAAAUUCUAGUCAAGUGAUGGGUUUCACACACUUAUAUUCUCAGAUGCUCCAUUGUGCAGUAAAAGACAGUAAAUGGGGUAUAACUUCUGUAUCCUACCUCAACAAAUAACGUUGGAGGUGGUCUUAUGUGAGGACCAAAUGGCUAAUGAUUGAGUGUUUAUUAGAUGAUUAUGACUUCUGAGUUUAAAAAGUUUGCCUGUCUCUUUGCCUGGGGGGGAGGGGGUUUUUUUGAACUGAAAUGAAAUGUUGUUACAUUUUAACCUUUUUGAGACAG